This is a messenger RNA of Prionailurus viverrinus (fishing cat), 584 nucleotides long. Its product is annotated as hemoglobin subunit zeta. NCBI's taxonomy places the organism in Eukaryota, Metazoa, Chordata, Mammalia, Carnivora, Felidae. Gene Ontology annotation, biological process: hydrogen peroxide catabolic process; oxygen transport. The record is from RefSeq and is a predicted model, not a curated record. Gene Ontology annotation, cellular component: hemoglobin complex; haptoglobin-hemoglobin complex; blood microparticle. Gene Ontology annotation, molecular function: oxygen carrier activity; oxygen binding; heme binding. The coding region runs from base 64 to 492 and encodes 142 amino acids. The transcript is spliced from 3 exons.
UCCCGGGGGGUGAGCACACAGAGGCCAGUCCUGGGCACACCCGGCUCCAGCUCAGCCACCACCAUGUCUCUGACCAAGGCUGAGAAGACCAUCAUCCUGUCCAUGUGGGGCAAGAUCUCCACUCAGGCGGAUGCCAUUGGCACCCAGGCCCUGGAGAGGCUCUUCGCCAGCUACCCCCAGACCAAGACCUACUUCCCGCACUUCGACCUGCGCCCGGGCUCCGCGCACCUGCGCACGCACGGCGCCAAGGUGGCGGCCGCCCUGGGCGAUGCGGUCAAGAGCAUCGACAACAUCGCGGGCGCCCUGUCCAAGCUGAGUGAGAUGCACGCCUACGUUCUGCGCGUGGACCCGGUCAACUUCAAGCUCCUGUCCCACUGUCUGCUGGUCACGGUGGCCUCGCACUUCCCCGCUGACUUCACGGCCGACGCCCAUACCGCCUGGGACAAGUUCCUGUCCAUCGUGUCCUGCGUCCUGACCGAGAAGUACCGCUGAGCGCCGCCGCCAGGCCGGGGGCCGGCUGCGACCCCGCCCCUGCCCCUGCAACUUCCCUCAAUUUUGCCCCCAAUAAAUGGAUGCGGAUGGAA